Molecule: messenger RNA, 1628 nt
Organism: Punctularia strigosozonata HHB-11173 SS5
Lineage: Eukaryota; Fungi; Basidiomycota; Agaricomycetes; Corticiales; Punctulariaceae
Exons: 9
Coding region: 10-1482 (490 amino acids)
Cellular component (GO): membrane
Source: RefSeq, a predicted model, not a curated record
GUACCAGACAUGGGGGCUCUGAUUUCGCUACCCUUCGCCGGGGUGCUAGGAACUGUGGGUUCAUCAUGCCUCGCGGGUGUUGCAUUCUGUUUUACGUCGACCGCCGCGUCGAUGUUCACAAAGAGUUGCAACUGCAAUAGCUCCAUUGCAACCCGUGUUGCCUUCGCUCUGAUCUUUGCGUUGAACUCCAUGCUGGCGUGGUUCAUGAAGACGCGGAUUGCUAUUGACCUCAUUCGGAAAUGGAGCUACGACUAUAUCAAGAUGGAUUGCGAGGGUGGCAAGUGCUAUGGAGUGCUCGCGGUCCACCGCAUUUGCUUUUCUCUGGCGCUGUUUCACUUCCUUGUCGGGCUGUCAUUGAUUGGCGUGAAGGAUACGAAGGACAAACGGGCUGCUAUCCAGAACGGUUGGUGGGGCCCGAAGGUCCUGCUUUGGUUAGUUCUGGUCGUCGUCUCGUUCUUCAUCCCGAAUGGUUUCUUCAUGUUCUGGGGGAACUACAUCGCCCUCAUCGGCGCCACGCUCUUCAUCCUCCUCGGCCUCGUCCUGCUCGUCGACUUCGCCCACUCCUGGACCGAGACAUGCCUCCAGAACUGGGAAAACUCCGACUCGGGCCUCUGGCAAUGGAUACUGAUCGGCACGACUGCCGGCGCAUACGUGGGCACGAUCGCGCUCACCGGCGUCCUCUACGGCUUCUUCGCCAAGUCUGGCUGCGGCCUCAACCAGUUCUUCAUCUCCACGAAUCUCGCGCUGUGCGUCAUCAUCACCGCACUAUGCAUCCACCCGCGCGUGCAGGAAGCCAAUCCGCGUUCCGGCCUCGCCCAGUCCGGCAUGGUCGCCGCGUACUGCACCUACCUCAUCAUGUCCGCUAUAGGUAACCACCGGCACGAGAGCUGCAACCCGCUCCGAGGUGGAACAGGUACGACUACCGUCGUCCUGGGGGCGGCCUUCACGUUCCUUGCGAUCGCGUACUCAACCACGAGGGCUGCGACUCAGAGCCGCGCGCUGGUAGGGAAGAGGCGGGAUUACGGCGCCGUGCAGCUCCCGCAUGACGAUGACGUGCUUCAUCAUUCGGAGAUGGGUGUGGUGAACACACAACCGAGUCGAACGGAGAACCCACGCUACCAAGCCCUACUUGCAGCCGUGGAAGCGGGAGCCAUUCCUGCUUCUGCGCUGGAGGAAGAAGAAGACGAGGACGAUGAUGAAGGGGUUGUCGGCGAACUUCGUGAUGAUGAACGUUCGGGAACCCGCUACAAUUAUGCCUGGUUCCAUGUCAUCUUCGCAAUAGCGGCCAUGUAUGUGGCCAUGCUCCUCACCGAUUGGAACGUCGUGAAGGAAGACAAGAAAGACCCCGACCAAGACGUCUACAUUGGUCGAUCGGAAACAGCGAUGUGGAUGCGUGUGGUGUCGAGCUGGGUAUGCAUGCUACUGUACAUCUGGAGCCUGAUUGCACCCGUCGUCAUGCCCGAUAGGUUCGGCGACCUUUAAUCAUGGACAUUUGUAUGAUAUUGUACGUGUAGUAUGUUAAUUCCAACAGUCUAACCUGGAGGGAGCAUUAUUUCGGCAAAACGAAUUUCCCUCAUCAGCCCCGUCAUCCUCGAAAAGAGACAGUGUCCUUGAUAUGUAUAUGAACC